CUAUGGUGAUUGUUUAGUGAUUGUCAUCUGGACUGUGACGUAUAACGUUCUUGUAAGUAUUACUAUGCUCUGUGACCUGUGUACCUCUGUGAAUUUGCGGCUUGUUUUCUUAUUUUAUACCGCAUUUGCCUUUGUUCAUAGGUCUCCGUAGGAAAAGCACUUUUCUUUUUAUAGUAUAUACACGCUACCAUAGCAACUACCUACAGAAAAUAAACAAAAAAUGAAAAAGAAGUCAAUAACAUUAGACGUUGAUCCUAGUAUAAUGGAGAAUAAUAUGAGAAUAGUUAAGGAAAAUCUUAUAGAGGAAGAGUUCAAACAAAUGUUAGCAGAAGCUGUACCAACACAGAUUGUUAAACCAAGGCCAGGAUUUUGUGUCAAAACUUUCACUAAACCAGACAACAAAAAAGUUUUUGUGAAUAUUUGUUUAACUGAAGCUAUACCAUGUCCACGUGAUAUCACUAAUGAGGAAUUGAUGCAAAUUUUAAAUUCUGAUGAUCCCUCAAGCUACAGAGUGCCUAUGAGCAUUGGUGAAGGAAGAACGGAACAGGACAAAGCUGGUGCCCCAGUCACUGUAUAUGAUGUUGCAGUUAAUCCAGACUUUUUCUCUAAAGUCGAGAAAUGUGAUCUCUUUCAAACAUUCUUUUUGACAGUAGUUUUUGAAGGUUUACAAGAUAAAUAUCAGUUCGAAUUAGACAUGCAAAAGUUCACGAUACUGAAGAAUAGGAAAGCUAUAGGAACUUUACAAUCUCAUAGAAUACAAAUUAGAGAUGUUAAAAAAUGUGAGGAGAAAACUAAGCCGUUAAUUGAAGAGGUACAGAAGCCACUGCCUAAGAAGGUUGAGGUUCCAGUUCCUAAGAAACAGCAGAUUAUUUAUAGACUCAGACGAGAACCACCUACUGGAGAAAUCAAGUAUUUGUUAGCUGAGUUUAUGAUUCCAGCUUCAAUAGAAUUAAAAGAUUUAAAUCUAGAAAUUGGGGAAGAUAGAUUAGUGUUGGACUCUAAAGGUGUUUACGAGAUUGUUGACAUUUUCUUGCCGUGCAGUGUCGAUCAAGACGUUGUUGACGCCGAGUUGAAUAGGAAUAAAAAUAUGCUGUAUGUAAAAAUGCCGAUUAUUCAUUAAAGAUUAAAGGAAUGUACAUUUUAAUAAAUUAAAGACAAACUA
This is a messenger RNA of Melitaea cinxia (Glanville fritillary), 1162 nucleotides long. RefSeq names its product PIH1 domain-containing protein 1-like. Lineage: Eukaryota; Metazoa; Arthropoda; Insecta; Lepidoptera; Nymphalidae. Gene Ontology annotation, biological process: rRNA processing; box C/D snoRNP assembly. The record is from RefSeq and is a predicted model, not a curated record. Gene Ontology annotation, cellular component: ribonucleoprotein complex; cytoplasm; R2TP complex. The transcript has 6 exons. The coding region runs from base 221 to 1120 and encodes 299 amino acids.